Molecule: messenger RNA, 2218 nt
Organism: Coffea eugenioides
Lineage: Eukaryota; Viridiplantae; Streptophyta; Magnoliopsida; Gentianales; Rubiaceae
Product: phosphoglucomutase, cytoplasmic
Exons: 19
Coding region: 194-1945 (583 amino acids)
Biological process (GO): carbohydrate metabolic process
Cellular component (GO): cytosol
Molecular function (GO): magnesium ion binding; phosphoglucomutase activity
Source: RefSeq, a predicted model, not a curated record
GUCACUUCCCUAGUUUUCUUCCCCAUCCUCUUAGCUGCACCUCAUUCCGUUCCUUUUUCUUUGCGUACAUAUUACUGCUCUCCCUCCUUUUCCUUUUCCCUCUGGAUUCUCUCUCACACCCGUCACUCCCUCAUCUCUUCUAGCUCAGUUUUGAACCUAAUUCAACAACAACAAACAAACCAGGACGACAACAAUGGUGGUUUUCCAGGUAGCUCGCGUUGAAACUACGCCGCUCGACGGCCAGAAGCCUGGCACCUCCGGCCUCCGCAAGAAGGUGAAGGUUUUUACUCAGCCUCAUUACUUGCACAACUUUGUGCAGUCAACAUUCUAUGCCCUUGGAGCUGAUAAAGUCAGAGGUGCUACACUGGUUGUUUCUGGUGAUGGUCGAUACUAUUCAAAGGAUGCAAUCCAGAUCAUUAUUAAAAUGGCAGCUGCAAAUGGAGUAAGACGAAUUUGGGUUGGUCAGAAUGGAUUGUUGUCUACUCCUGCUGUAUCGGCUGUUAUACGUGACAGAGUUGGCCAUGAUGGAUCUAAGGCAAACGGAGGAUUUAUUUUGACUGCAAGUCACAACCCUGGUGGACCCCAUGAGGAUUUUGGAAUUAAAUACAACAUGGAAAAUGGUGGACCUGCUCCAGAGUCAGUUACUGAUAAGAUCUAUGAGAAUACAAAAACAAUAAAGGAGUAUUUGAUUGCAGAAGGAUUGCCAGAUGUGGACAUCAGUACAGUAGGUGUUUCAAGCUUUACUGGUCCAGAGGGGCAAUUUGACGUUGAUGUUUUUGAUUCAACCACUGAUUAUGUGAAACUGAUGAAGUCCAUAUUUGAUUUUGAGUCUAUUCGGAAGCUGCUAUCAUCUCCAAACUUUACUUUCUGUUAUGAUGCACUUCAUGGGGUUGCUGGAGUUUAUGCAAAGCGUAUAUUUGUUGAAGAGCUUGGUGCAGAAGAAAGCUCUCUUUUGAAUUGCGUACCAAAGGAGGACUUUGGCGGAGGGCACCCAGAUCCUAAUCUUACCUAUGCAAAAGAGUUAGUUGCUCGCAUGGGAUUGGGUAAGACUAACAAUGAAAGUGAGCCACCAGAAUUUGGUGCUGCUGCUGAUGGGGAUGCUGACCGUAACAUGAUCCUUGGGAAAAGGUUUUUUGUCACUCCAUCUGAUUCGGUUGCUAUUAUUGCUGCAAAUGCUGUUGAAGCCAUCCCUUACUUUUCCAGUGGUCUAAAAGGAGUUGCCAGGAGUAUGCCAACAUCUGCUGCUCUUGAUGUUGUGGCUAAACAUCUCAACCUGAAAUUCUUUGAGGUGCCUACUGGCUGGAAAUUCUUUGGUAACUUAAUGGAUGCUGGAAUGUGUUCAGUUUGUGGUGAAGAAAGUUUUGGAACUGGCUCGGAUCAUAUACGCGAGAAAGAUGGAAUCUGGGCUGUUUUGGCUUGGCUAUCCAUACUGGCCUACAAAAACAAAGAUAACUUAGGUGGAGGGAAGCUUGUGACUGUUGAAGACAUUGUUCGUCAGCAUUGGUCUGUCUAUGGACGCCACUAUUACACUCGAUAUGAUUACGAGAAUGUUGAUGCAGGUGGUGCAAAGGACUUGAUGGCACAUUUGGUCAAGCUGCAAUCAUCCCUCGGUGAAGUGAAUGAAAUAAUAAAAGGGUUACGUUCAGACGUUUCAAAUGUUGCUUGUGCUGAUGAGUUUGAGUAUAAAGAUCCAGUGGAUGGUUCCAUCUCUAAGCAUCAGGGUAUCCGAUAUCUGUUUGAAGAUGGUUCGCGAUUGGUUUUCCGUCUUUCUGGAACUGGAUCAGAGGGUGCUACUAUUCGUGUUUAUAUCGAGCAAUAUGAGAAGGAUUCUUCAAAAACUGGGAGAGAUUCUCAAGAAGCACUUGCUCCUUUGGUGGAAGUUGCUAUUAAGCUCUCUAAGAUGGAAGCAUUCACCGGCAGAUCUGCCCCCACAGUCAUCACAUAAGAUCAUACUGUUACGCAGUUUAACAAAUUGUACGUCUUACAGCACAAAUAAAUGGUAUAACUGCUGUUAUGAGCCAGUACUGCUCCAGUCUAUGGAUACUCCCAUGUAUCGACUUGUGUAAUUUUUGUAUUUCUGCGGCCUUAAUAUGGUGGGCAUAUUUUUGAUGAGAAUAUCUGUGGACUUGGGUUUCCAGUUUUGCACGUAAAACUUUGGAUGGUCGGGUAACUUUCGGCACCUCAUUGUCUUUAAUAUAGCGUCUCUUUUACUGUAGUU